Messenger RNA from Plasmodium cynomolgi strain B, 2685 nucleotides. Its product is annotated as peptidase. NCBI's taxonomy places the organism in Eukaryota, Apicomplexa, Aconoidasida, Haemosporida, Plasmodiidae. Gene Ontology annotation, molecular function: protein-phosphatidylethanolamide deconjugating activity. The transcript has 4 exons. The annotation marks the transcript as partial. The record is from RefSeq and is a predicted model, not a curated record.
CUAGCGCGAAAAAGAAGGAUAUCGAAGAGGCCCAUCCGCACCCGAACGCGUCCAAAUAUAAACUAGUAAACUACUUUAACAACAUCAAGUACAAUUUGUCCCUUAGGAGAUAUUUUAAGAUGCUUGUCACGGUCUCCAUUUUUAACUACCUACCUCUGAACCUGCGCAACUUAUCGAACACAGCCUAUAUGUGCGGCAAACGUUUUAACCUUAAAGAUGUGGAGUCGUUUAAGCUUUUUUUAAUUUUGUGCAAAUCGAAGGUGCUCUUCACGUACAGGUCGAAUUUCCGCUUAAAGAUUAGCGAUAGAAAUUGCUUCUCCAGUAAGACCUUCUCCAGCGGGAGCUUCUCCAGCCGCAGCAGUGCAGAGAUGGCCCCUUCGAACCGUAACAACGAACCACUCACCAGCAGCACAAACAGCGGAGGGGCACACUCCAACAACCUAGGCGAAGUGGCACACUCCAACAACCUAGGCGAAGUGGCACACUCCAACAACCUAUUCGAUGUGGCACACUCCAACAACCUAUGCGAAGUGGCAGAGCGAACGAAGGAUCACGAAAAAGGAAAAGACCAAAGGGGAAAGAAAAAAAAGACCAACAGGAAAAAGAGGAAGAGAAAGUACUACAAAGAAAGAGUCAUCAAUUUUACAGACCUCCCUGAACAUUUUUUGAAAAAAAUAUGCUUUGACGAAAUGGAAUAUUUCUACAUCAAUUUUGACAGUUCUUCCAAAUCGAUUCGUGCAUCCCAUUUCAACAGAAACAAUUACAAGUACACGAAUGGUAAUCCAUUUGAUCAGAAAAAAGACUCAUGUGGAACCGUUUCGGAGGUCGAAAAUAAUAGGGACACCUCUUUCGAUAGUACAAACGAUAGCAACAAAAGUGUUUAUUUCUUAGAAAACUAUGGAAGUAAUUCCGAUGUUAAUAGAACAAAUGGGGGGAAGAGCAGUGGGGACUCCCUCAACUGUGAUGAAGAAGCGGAUAACCACAGCAACACGGGAAUAUCCACCAUGAAUGACACCCUCCUUGUAGUUAAGCAGCUGGAGGGGAAAAGCCCCAGUGCGUACAAAUAUUUGCCAAAUGGCUCAUCGGGUGAAGACUCCAAAAUGGUAGCAAAGAACGAAAGAGCAGUAGGGCGCGAUAGUGUUAGCAACAAAAUGAACGAAAAGCAACAAGACAAAAAAUUGAAAAACUCCCAUUUGGAGAGGGAGAACAUCCCUCUUGUGCACACCCAAGUUAGCAAAAAUAAAUAUGACAAAUUUACAAAGAGGAAAAGAACCAAAUAUACCAAAGGAGACGACACAAUAUCGAUAUACAUGAGCGAUACCGGAUGGGGGUGCAUGAUACGGGUCGUCCAAAUGGUGCUAGCGAACAUACUAAUCAAGUACAAAGUCUCCAAAAAAUAUGCCUUCUUUCACAAUAUGAGCGAUUACACAUUUUAUAGAAAUUAUCUCAAAAAAUCGUCAAAUGAGCAGCAGGUGGGGGAUGGAGAAGGACCCAUUAUUAGCAAAGGUGAGGGAAAUAUAAAUGCCUCUAACGUAAGUUGCCACGUUGAAAAAAUGGCUGCACGAAAUUGCUGCGAUGAAAAGAUGAAAGAGGCCGAUUAUUUUAUAACGGACGGAAAAUCAGACGCACCUUACUGCUAUGAUAACAACUCCACGAAUUACGAAAUGUUUCUGAGAAGCGGUGGGGAAAGCACCCCCCAGAUGAGCAUCGACAGUGCGGACGAAGUAAAGGCCGACGCAGUGCAAAACCCACGCAUGAGUGCCGUUCGACACGUGAACGUGAACAACUCGCUGGCAUACUCUGUGCUGCUGCAGUUUAGAGACAUGGAAAGCGCCAAGUACUCCAUUCAGAAUAUCAUUUACGAAACCAUGAAGUACAAAAAAGUUAGCCAAAAAAACAUGGAGCAUUUUGUGCAUGAGUGGCUAGGUCCCACCAGCAGCGCAAUUGUCAUAUCCAACCUCAUUAACAGAAAGAAGGUCCGCUUUGUGAAAAAAAGAAAAAACAAAAUUCCGCUAAAUCGUGGAAGGCACUUAACAAGGGGUGAUCACUUCCUUCACAAAAGUGAGCCUAUCGAGGGGAGAGAGAUUGCCCCUGCGGAUCGAGUCACCAACAAAAAGGAAUAUUUUUUUGUAAAGCGCAAAAAAAGACAUGCCUUUUUCUCAGUAGCCUUUGACACGGGCGUAAUGUACAACAAUCAAGUAUUAAAAUUUUUUCAAAUUAAGGAGAAAAUAUUAGUCAUUAUAUGGGUGUGCCUAAAACUAGGGACUGAUUCUUUUAACAUAGUGAAAUAUAAACAGUCCCUACUCUCCUGCUUUGGCCUAAAACAGUUCCAAGGUAUAAGUAGUGGCAAUGCGCAUACCAGUGCUCACUACUUUUAUGCGGCAAAUGAAAACGGCCUGUUUUACCUGGACCCUCAUAUAAAAUGCCAAAGGGCCUUCACAGACUUAAAUGAAAAUUACGAUACAGAAUUUUUCACACAGAAGAUAAAGUUUCUUCCCUGGGAAUAUUUGAAUUCCUCUUUGUCGAUGAUAUUCGUCGUGGACUGUAAGGAAGACUAUUUCAAUUUAACCCAAAAUUUGAAACUUAUCGAUCCAAGCAUAUUUGAAGUUUACGAUGAGGAGCCACAGUACACCUUCAGGAGUGAAUUAAACUACGACACGGAUGAUUCGGGACUGGUUCUUUUGU